UGAAGAUACGAUGUAUCGAAUCCUUUGCUUCCUCUUCUUUCUCUCAUAUUCUCCAGUUAUUUGUUUCUCUUUCUCUAAUUCUACAAAGUUGUGUCCUCAUCACCAGAAUGUUGCCUUGCUUCGACUUAAGCAAUUAUUUUCCAUAGAUGUCUCCGCUUCUUCUUCGGAUGAUUGCAAUUUAGCUUCUUUUGCCAAGACAGACACUUGGAAGGAAGGCACUAAUUGUUGCUCAUGGGAUGGUGUCACAUGCAAUAGGGUUACAGGCCUUGUAAUCGGGCUCGACCUUAGUUGCAGUGGCCUCUAUGGUGUAAUUGCUCCAGAAAUCUCCCACCUAUCCAACUUGGUUUCACUUGAUCUUUCCAUCUAUAGUGGAUUAGGACUUGAAACAAGUAGCUUCAUUGCACUUGCUCAAAACCUAACGAAGUUGCAGAAACUUCAUCUACGAGGUAUAAAUGUCUCUUCCAUUUUGCCUAUCUCCCUACUGAAUUUAUCUUCUUUGAAAUCUAUGGAUCUCUCUUCUUGUCAACUAUAUGGGAGAUUCCCUGAUGAUGAUCUUCAACUGCCCAACCUUAAGGUUCUCAAGUUAAAGGGUAACCAUGAUCUCAGUGGGAAUUUCCCAAAGUUCAAUGAGAGUAAUUCCAUGCUGUUGUUGGAUCUUUCUUCUACAAAUUUCAGUGGGGAGCUUCCUAGUUCAAUAGGCAGUCUAAAGUCUUUAGAAAGUUUGGAUCUUUCUUCUACAAAAUUCAGUGGGGAGCUUCCUAGUUCAAUAGGUAGUCUAAAGUCUUUAGAAAGUUUGGAUCUCUCGCACUGCAAUUUCUCAGGGUCCAUUCCCUCGGUCUUAGGGAACCUCACACAAAUCACUCACUUGGACCUCUCAAGCAAUCAAUUUGAUGGUGAAAUUUCAAAUGUUUUCAAUAAGAUUAGAAAGCUAAUUGUAUUAGAUCUUUCCAGUAAUAGUUUCAGAGGUCAGUUCAUAGCAUCACUUGACAAUCUAACAGAACUUUCUUUCUUAGACCUUUCAAACAAUAACCUAGAAGGUAUCAUUCCUUCUCAUGUGAAGGAACUUUCAAGUCUAUCAGACGUCCAUUUGUCCAAUAACUUGUUGAAUGGGACAAUACCAUCUUGGUUGUUUAGUCUACCAUCAUUGAUAAGGUUAGAUCUCAGUCAUAACGAACUCAAUGGUCAUAUUGAUGAUUUCCAAUCCCCUUCAUUGGAGUCCAUUUAUUUGAGUAAUAAUGAGUUAGAUGGGCCAGUUCCAAGUUCCAUCUUUGAACUUGUAAAUCUUACAUAUCUCCAACUUUCUUCAAAUAACUUGGGUGGCAUUGUGGAGACAGACAUGUUCAUGAAUCUUGAAAAUCUUAUCUAUCUCGAUCUUUCAUAUAACAUUCUGACAUUGAGCAACUACGGCCAUUCCAACUGUGCGCUACCAUUCUUGGAAACAUUGUUGUUGUCUUCUUGCAACAUAAGUGAAUUCCCAAGAUUUUUAUGCAGUCAAGAGGUGUUGGAGUUUCUGGACCUUUCAAACAACAAGAUUUAUGGACAACUUCCGAAAUGGGCAUGGAAUAUGGGUACGGAGACACUGUCUUACUUCAAUCUUUCUCAAAACUUGCUAACCGGGUUUGAGAGAUUUCCAUGGAAGAAUAUGCUAUUUCUCGACCUUCAUUCCAACUUGCUUCAAGGACCACUUCCAUCAUUGAUUUGUGAAAUGAGUUAUAUUAGUGUUCUGGAUUUCUCUAAUAACAACUUGAGUGGCUUAAUUCCACAAUGUUUGGGAAACUUCAGUGAGUCACUCUCUGUUUUGGAUUUGCGAAUGAAUCAACUUCAUGGUAACAUUCCUGAAACGUUUUCGAAGGGCAAUUUUAUCAGGAAUCUUGGCUUCAAUGGAAAUCAAUUGGAAGGGCCUCUACCACGAUCUUUGAUCAAUUGUAGAAGGUUGCAAGUUUUAGACCUUGGAAAUAAUAGAAUAAAUGAUACAUUCCCUUAUUGGUUGGAAACUCUUCCAGAGCUACAAGUUUUGAUCUUGCGUUCUAAUAGGUUCCAUGGUCACAUAAGCGGUUCAAAUUUCCAAUCUCCAUUUCCCAAGUUACGAAUAAUGGAUCUUUCACGUAAUGAUUUCUCUGGUAGUUUACCGGAAAUGUAUUUGAAGAAUUUCAAGGCAAUGAUGAAUGUCACUGAGGAUAAAAUGAAACUGAAAUAUAUGGGGGAAUACUAUUAUCGAGAUUCGAUAAUGGGAACAAUCAAAGGAUUUGAUUUUGAAUUUGUAAUUUUGUCUACCUUCACAACAAUUGAUUUGUCCAACAAUAGAUUCCAAGGAGAGAUUCUAGAUUUCAUUGGAAGUCUUAGUUCACUUCGAGAACUCAACUUGUCUCAUAACAAUCUUACAGGGCAUAUUCCAUCAUCUUUGGGCAAUCUAAUGGUGCUUGAAUCAUUAGACCUCUCUUCGAACAAGCUCAGUGGGAGAAUUCCAAGGGAGUUGACAAGUCUGACAUUUCUUGAAGUCUUAAAUCUUUCGAAAAAUCAUCUCACUGGAGUCAUUCCUCGAGGCAACCAAUUUGAUACAUUUGCAAAUAAUUCAUAUAGUGGGAAUAUAGGAUUAUGUGGAUUUCCAUUGUCUAAGAAAUGUGUAGUUGAUGAAGCACCACAACCUCCCAAAGAAGAGGAGGUGGAAUCCGAUACUGGAUUUGAUUGGAAAGUCAUAUUGAUGGGGUAUGGUUGUGGACUAGUAGUUGGAUUGUUUAUGGGGUGCCUCGUCUUCUUAACAAGAAAACCUAAAUGGUUUGUAAGAAUGAUUGAAGGAGAUAGACAUAAGAAGGUUAGAAGGUCAACAAGGGGCAUUCGCAGGCAUGGAGCAAGAAGAAGUUAGGCCAUUUCUAUGAUAUUGUAUUUUGUGGUGAAUGAUACUAAUGAAUCUUGCAUUCUUAUGUAAACAAAUAACAUGUAUUGUGAUUAAUGAA
Molecule: messenger RNA, 2954 nt
Organism: Vitis riparia (riverbank grape)
Lineage: Eukaryota; Viridiplantae; Streptophyta; Magnoliopsida; Vitales; Vitaceae
Product: receptor-like protein 53
Exons: 2
Coding region: 11-2863 (950 amino acids)
Molecular function (GO): protein binding
Source: RefSeq, a predicted model, not a curated record